Daphnia pulex (common water flea) is the source of this 5248-nucleotide messenger RNA. RefSeq names its product proline-rich extensin-like protein EPR1. The record is from RefSeq and is a predicted model, not a curated record. Bases 3002 to 4990 code for a protein of 662 amino acids. The transcript has 2 exons. Lineage: Eukaryota; Metazoa; Arthropoda; Branchiopoda; Diplostraca; Daphniidae.
AGUUACUAUCCCUUUUAUUAGUCUUUCGCUUUUGCCCUUCUAGAGUCCUUCGGAGACCUUUUCCGGCUCCGGCCGUAAAUAUUAAUUAGUAAAACGUAAUUUGUGGAAAAUUUUGCGCAUGAAUAAUGACCCAGCUCCAUACAGAAUUUACAUCUCGCAAUAAAACCACUAUCAUUCAGAAAAAAAAAAUUUCGAUGAACAAUAUUUACGAUUUAAAACAGGUAAAUGAGAAAAAUUUCGCGAUAUUAUACAACGAGUAAUGUGAUGGCUUAAUGUUUAGUUAGCGUAAUAAUUUUUAUAGCCUGGCCUUAACUUUGAGGCAGACAAUCUGCGGUACUCAUCCUUGUCGAAUCAAGAAAUAACAAAGGAGAGACAUUUUAGACCACCGGAUCAGAACAGCUGUGACGUCCAAGAGAAGGAGCUCUGACAGACUCUCGGUUGACUGUCUGCCAUAAAUCCACCGGGAAUGUUCUUUAACGCUGUGCAUAUGCUGCCAGAUGUGUGAGAGCUUCUUCUUUUUGAGUACGUAACUUUUACAAAGUCAAUUCAGAAGCAAAGUAAAUUGCUGAAUCGCAAUUCUAAUAGAAUCGUUCAUUAUGGUUUCGUCCGUUUCAGUCUGUUUCACUCAUUGCUAUAGAGACGACUACAUCAGAAUACACAAUGAUGACAAUUAUCUAUAGACUGCGUAACGGAUGGGGUGAAGCACCAAUUGGCCAUGUUCGCCAGCCCAGUUUUGUAGUUCCGUAAUCCAAUGAAUCACCAUGACAACAAUCACUUAAUGAAGGUACCAACCUCUUUUUACACAUAGCUAAACAAAAUAAAGUAGCUCAAAUCCAGAACUGUUUUUACACACAGCCUUUUCCUCCUACUAUAACAUACGAGGUUAUUAACCCGGAUGCGCUAGGAAAAAUUUACUUUUAAAAAUUAAUUUGAUGAUGUGACAAAACCAGUCCGAACAACAUUAACGCACCUAUAAUAAUAAAAAAACAGAUCCAAACAGCCCUCAAAGUGUCGGCAAAUAAAAGAGUGUCAACAGAAAUGACUUGGGGGAAGAGAAAAAACGUCAAAGCCUUUUAAAAACAAAAAUACAACGUCAUGUUAGUUAGUUUCACAUGACGAUUCCCCGAAGGCACAGUAGUUACAGUGACACAAUUUCUUAAGAUAAUUACGCAGCAACGUCCUUAUUAAUUUAGGACAGUGUGGUAUAUUAAUCAACUCGAGAAGUUAUUAAAUCAUGAUUAUAAAAAGCAAGGUAUAAUAAUAAUUGUUAGACGAUACACGUACGUUACAGCGAUAACACACAUUUCUUUGCCCGCGUAAUUGGAAAGUGGUUUUGUGUCCAGCAGAUUCUUACGACGGUUUGCGUGGGGUGACCAACUUUUUGGUUGCGCCGUAUUGAACUGCUGUCGUCAAGAGAUGGUCACAGCCCACUGCAUCGUCAAGAGAUGGUCACAGCCCACUGCAUCGUCAAAGGACUUUCUUCGGCUCUACUGAACGUUUCUCUCUAUCUGAUAACUUGUCACUUUCACGUACUAUACAUUCACGAUAUUGCCAAAGUAAAGAGCCGUAACUGCCCGUAAAUAAAGAGCGACAGUUGUGGGGGCGACCCGCUUAUUGUUGCGUAAGUUUUACGAUGAGUUUUCCCAGAAUCUGCGCCAUCCAUUAGUUUAUUGGUAUGGGACCCAGGAAAAGUUCAAUAUAAUGUUAAUAACUCCGGAGCGAAUUUUUUUACGACAUUUUCCUCGGCGUGUUUUCCGUAAAGUAAUAUCUAAAAGCCCUGAUUUUCAAGUUGAAUGAUUAUUAAGCUUAUUAAGUUAUUAGACGAUGACCAUAUAAUUUUCAUUUCUACCAGCUGGUGCUAAGCGGAAACAUUUUAACACAUUUUUGCUUAUUGUUUGAUUGUGACUAGUGUUCACCUUUCUUUUCACCGUGUCGUCAAAUGUUGAACCAUCUUUUUGGAAAGCUGUCAAAUAAAAGAACGUGGUUUUCUAUUAGCCAGUAGCCACCAACCACCAUGAAAUGGAGUUUUUUUAUUUGAUUAAUAAAGCGCUACAGCAUUAAAACAUUGUCGAGUCCCAAUGAAACGCAAACGUAAAAAUAUUAUAGAUAAUAUACAUGUGUACUAAAAACGUUUUAUGCUAGCGUUUAAUGUUAUUGCGCAAGCUACCAACAAUUUCAAUAUCUCGGCGACUUACAUUUCUAUGAAUGCCAGUUUUAGAAAGUUGUUGUUUCAUCCACAGAUGGUGAAGCUGGGAAAUUUCUGACUUAAAAGUUACUGGGGCCUCAAACGCUAAUUAAGAUGCUAAUCAUUCGGGUCAACACAUUAUUUGUUAGCGCAAAAAAAAUGUCCACUUUCUCAAUUCUCGUAUGAUUGCUCUCGAAACAAAUGAAAAGUCGACUAAAGUUAUGAAAAAAACUAGGUUGUACGUGUUCCUUUUAUUUAAAAAAAAAAGGAUCAGGCUCGAAGCUUUCAGACUGAAGGUAAUCUGGGGGUAUCCCAAAUGUAGCAUGAACAGUUUUUUUUUUUUUCUACGUAAGUGUUGGAAUGUGACAGCAGCUGCAACUUGUGGGUUUUUCCGCGUGACCACUUUUGGUCAGAGUGUAGGCUAUAACGAAUUAUUAUUAUAACGCACUUCCCAUGAUCACAAGCCAUCUCAUCAGAUACCAAAAGAAAACGUGAAGAGUAUUACAGCUCGCGAGGGUUUUUUGAAACGGCGGUCUCCUUUUGGCUACAUCAAAGGGGAAAUAUUACCAGCAACAGAGGGAGAAGUAGUGCACACCAGCAUGUGUCCGAAUGCGGGGAAGAGUUUCUCUCUCUCACCUUAGCCGUCACGUGACUCCAAUGGAUUGGCCGAUCUGUGAAAGCGAAGCAUGCCUUGAUAGAAUAUAUAAGGACGUAGCAUUGUACCCUUAUUUGUAUCAGUAAGGUUCUAGAAUUCGUCUUGACAUCAACGCAGUCACUUGGAUACUACCAGGAAGAACACGCCGAAAACCGUCCAACAUGAGAUCCAACGGAAUCUUAAAGUUUUUCGGGCCUAUUUUGCUGACUCUAUUAAUAGCUAUUUUGGCUGUAGCGGUUGCUGAUAAUAACAGAAUGGGCAAAUCAAGACUUGGGGCUCUCGAAGGGCUAGCGCAAGUAGCUGAACACCGUCAAUCGAAAUGGUUGAUUGAAAAAUUCAAACGACAAAAGGCACCGAAAUCUCACUACGGGAAGCCCAAAUCUUAUUUCAAGGCACCCAAACCCCAAUACAAUGCACCGAAAGCUCCGCAAUACAGCCCACCGCAAGAAAACUAUUACCAAAAUCCGACCCCAUACAAAUCUGCAUACCCCACACCGGCCUAUAAUCCGCCUCAAUUAACGUCGAGCCCAUCGCCAAACUAUUAUGCAAACCCAUCUCCGUAUAAUGCGCCACAAUCAGCUUACAGGCAACCGGAAGCUCCUGUAAGCCCCCCUCAGCCGGAAUACCCCCCUCAGCCGGAAUACCCCCCUCAGCCGGAAUACCCUCCUCAGCCGGAAUACCCACCUCAACAACCUAUCGUCCAACAUCAACAACCCUAUCCUGAAGCAGGCAACUACAAUCAGCAACAACAAUUACCAGAACCUGUACCAAACCCAAAUCAUUUUGAGAAUCCGUACAAUGCACCUCAACCAGCUUACGGGCAGCCGGAAGCUCCUAUCAACCCUCCCCAGCCAGAAUACCCUCCGCAACAACAACAACCGUAUCCGGAAACGAGCAGCUACGACCAACAACAACCAGAACCGGUACCAAACCAUUUUGAAAAUCCGUACAACACUCCUCAAGCAGCUUAUAGGCAGCCGGAAGCGGCUAUCGACAUACCCCAGCCUGAUUAUGGCCGAUUGCAGCCAACAAACAGCCCAGCCCAAACCGAGCAUAGCCCUCAAGAGUUAUCUGGCCCAUCCCAACCUUCGUAUAACCCACAAGAGUUGCCUGUUCCAACCCUACCUGCUCCACAGAACAUACCGCAUCCGGAAGUGUCAAGUAACCAGGUCCGUCCAGAGUACUCGCCUCAACAACAACAACCAUAUCCAGAAACGAGCAAUAGCAACUACCAACAACAACAAUCAUCGGUACCAGUAACAGAAUCUUAUAGAGAACCUGUCGCCAACCAUCCGACGCGACAGCCACACCCACAAGCGGUCAAUGUUGUUCCACAUCAACAACCUUACCAGAAUCCGGUAGUAAGUAAUAACAUAGCGCAACAAGUGGUUAACAAAAUCCCCCAACAACCUUACCCGAAGCCUACAAUCAACAACAACCCUCCGCAACAACCUUACACCCAAGCUGUCAACAACAUUCCGUCACAACCACCCUAUCAAGAACCUGUCAACAACAAGCCCCAGCAACAACCUCAUCCUCAUUCACAAGUGAACAACAUUGCGCAGCGGCCACCCUAUCAAGAACCUGUCAACAACAAUCCUCCGCAACACCCUCAUUCGCCAAUGAACAACAUUCCGUCACAGCAGUCUUACCGCAAGCCGGUUAGCCCCAACCCACCGCAACAACCUUACACACCAGUGGUAAACAACAUCCCACAGCAACACCAUUCGGAAUUGGUCGGCAACAACGCACCAGAAGAAUUGACUGAUUAUUUACAACCGGUUCACACGGAAGCUCCGCCGAAUCCAUCGGAAACCAGCACGACGAGCUAUAACAGCUACGACUCCCCAGUGGAUUUUCCUCCCGCAUCCGUCGAGGAGCAAAGUUUCUUUUCUCCUCCGCAAACAGCGCCGGACUAUGACGAUUCUCCGGUAAACCCUCCUGUAGUCUCCUCACCAGUAGCUCAUUCUCGUCCAACAUUCACCGAGGGCGAGUUUUCUCCGGCAGUUGCAGAUUCUCCUCUUUUCUACAGCGACUACACACCAGCAGAAAAAGUUAAAUCAGCUAACGAUGAUUCGAACAAGGGAUUUUUCGAAUUCGGUAUUUUUCCCAAAAGUAACAGUUUCUUUCUACAAAAUUACAGAGGAUAAAUGAAUACGUUCAGUAUAACUUCCUAUCCGCCAAACGAUGUUUAUCGUAAUACGACAGAGAAGAACUUUUGAUAUUUAAUUUCAAUGCAUAUUAUAGCCUCGUAUAAAGCUAUAGUCUAUUUGAAUCCCUUUCACGCCCCCCCCCCACAUCACUUGUUAUUUAAUAAUGCACGGAUUAAUUUUCUUUUUAUUAUUAAUAUCUUGUUAAUUGUUAUUGUUGUGAUCCCCCUAGAUGCUAAAAAACCCCAUCUAGUUCCA